CAAGGACGUCUUUUUUGAAUUUUUUUGCACAAGCAGCUGAAAGGGCACUGUUUCCGCACCGCUGUAGUGACAAAUUAAACUAGCCAGCCAUCUACGUCUUUUUGUAUAAAUAAUUGAUAUUCCUCAACAGCUACUUAUUUUUCUUUUAUUGUUUUCGGGGGAAACUAUGUCAAGUCGGAGGAGUGAAGCCCUGGCUUUCUCGCUAGUGACGGGUAUAAACCAUGCCAUGGCCAGGCUGGUGGACAUCUGGGACAGCAUGGGCAUCAUGGAGGAGCAGAGGGUGGAGCGAAUGGAGACAGUGAAGAAACACAUUGAGGGCCUUUUGAAUGACAUGAUCACCGAGGAGGAAGCCUUGAGGCACCGCAUCCGGGCCAAUAUCAUCACUUUUCAAAAACAGCUGGAUACCUUGUGCCUGGAAAUGUCAAUGGAUCCAUACAAAAUGGAGGAGGGCCUGACAGUCCUCCAGAUUGAGAAGAACCUGCGUCUGCGUGUGGAGGUUCUGACCAAGGAGAAGGGGGAGCGUUUGAAGGAGCUACACAGACUGCAGCAGCAGGAUAAGGAACUGUGUGUGGAGCUGUGCGUCACUCCCUAUUACAUCCCCACUGGCAGCAUGCCAUCUCGCACGCAGCUACAGGAACUCCGGGAGCACAUCCAGACCCUCAGUGAGGAAAAGAAGAGUCGUGCAAAGGUGUUCUCAGGUCUGCGUGAGGACAUCAGGAAGCUGAUGGAGGAGAUGGGUCAUGAACCAGAGACUAGCCUGGAGAAAGAGUCUGUGGGCCACGAUGAGGAUAUAUUCCUGCUCACUCAUGAAAAUAUCAAAGCCCUCAAACUGCUGCUGUCCCAGAUGGAGGUCAAGAAGGAAUCAUUGACAAAUACUCUAGCUGAGCUGAAAGAACGAUCCAUGUGCCUGUGGAAUCGUCUGGAUGCGCUGGAGCAAAACUGCAGUGUGUUCCAAGAGAGUGUGCAGGGUACCCUCUCUGACCAAAUCACACAGUGGCAGGGGGAGGUGGACCGUCUGACAGACCUGCAGAAGACCAGGCUGGGGGAUGUGAUUGAAAAGGUCAGACAGGAACUAGUAACCUUCUGGGACAAGUGCAACCUGGGCCGUGAGCAGAGGGAACCCUUCAAUGCCCACUUCUGUGACAAUAACUUCACAGAGGAGUUGUUGGCGCUGCAUGAUGCUGCGCUAUUGAAGGUGAAGAAUUAUUACGACCAGGUAAAGCCCUUACUGGAGGCCCUGCAGAGAUGGGAGAAGUACUGGGCCCUCUUCCAGGAUUUUGAGAAAAAGGCCAAUGAUCCAAACCGUUUCUCCAACAGAGGAGGAGCCCUUCUUAAAGAGGCCAAAGAGAAGGUCAAAGUUCAAAAGAUGCUGCCAAAGUUGGAGGAAGAACUGAAGAAGGGGGUUGAAGCCUGGGAGAAGGACCAGGGUUCUGCCUUCCUGGUUCAGGGCCGGAGAGUCAUGACCUACAUCUCUAGCCAAUGGGAGGAGUACAAGCAGCAGAGGGACAAGGAGAAAAGUGAACGUGCUGCCUUGCAGACAUCAAAGAAGGGGGAGAUAACGACUCCAUUCAAAACUCCCACUAAGAGGGCCCAUGGAGGGAUAAAUGGCCCUACCCCCAACAAGAUCAGAAAGCCCUUCUUUCAGAAGACUCCUAGCCAGGUUACCAGGGUGCGGUCAGCCAACACCUUCAUAAGUGUGCCCAGCAGCAAGCCUCCUCUCUCCCAGGUUCAGAUGCAGAAAAUUAGGCCCCUGGAGAGCAGCAGCAGUCAGAGAACGCCCCUGCUGGAGUGCAACAGUACAGAGAGGAAACAACCUGUUGACAUCAGCUACCUUGACUUCACUAGUGCGUUGUCCAAAAAGUCAAGUGAUGCAGUUUUCAAUUCCACAGCAAAGGACCCCGUGUUUUAAGAGGUGCGUGCACAGUUCACUCCUCAGAGGUUGUGUUCUGUCCACUUGGCACUCUUCUCCUGGCUACACGGCCAGUGUUUUAAUAAAAUUGGUUAGAUUUCAAAGUAACAGCAACACCAAUUAGCUCAAAUUAGUUACAUGAAAGACUUGCCGUGGCUACACGUGUCUUGAUGCAACUAAUUUGAGCUAAUGUUUUCCAGUGAUUAAUAUUCUGCUGUCCAGGGCAGGUAUUUCACGAGUUUGAUACUUUUUUAAAGGUAGAGCCCCUUAGAUGUUAGACAUGCAGUACUUUAAUAUUCAUUUGAAAUGUUUUACUUUAUAAUAAAUGGCCAGGUAACACCAGAGGAAGCAUCCUGUUUUGAUGCAGAUCUACAUGCUACUCUUUUUUUUAUUUUUUUUAAUUUUUAUAAAUAUUUCUGUUUGUAAAUAUUGCUUUCUUGUAAUGCUACUUCUCAUUUGUUUAUUCUGCACACACACUGUCUUGGCAAUGUGUUUUGUCCUUGUGUCAACAUGUGAAUUUUACUGUUUCUUGUAUACCUAUUAAUAAAUAUGUCACCGGUCUUUUAA
Messenger RNA from Oncorhynchus tshawytscha (Chinook salmon), 2476 nucleotides. RefSeq names its product protein regulator of cytokinesis 1. Gene Ontology annotation, molecular function: microtubule binding. The transcript is spliced from 14 exons. The record is from RefSeq and is a predicted model, not a curated record. Bases 167 to 1909 code for a protein of 580 amino acids. Gene Ontology annotation, biological process: mitotic spindle midzone assembly; microtubule cytoskeleton organization. Lineage: Eukaryota; Metazoa; Chordata; Actinopteri; Salmoniformes; Salmonidae. Gene Ontology annotation, cellular component: cytoplasm; mitotic spindle midzone; spindle.